Molecule: messenger RNA, 1154 nt
Organism: Schistosoma turkestanicum
Lineage: Eukaryota; Metazoa; Platyhelminthes; Trematoda; Strigeidida; Schistosomatidae
Source: the annotation of a GenBank genome assembly
CUACCAUCCAAUCGACUAAAAGCGAGCGCAAAGAAAUCAACUGGUUAAUACUAGCUCAUUAAGAAGAUAUUGGAAAUUGGAAUAAUUUUAGCGGUUGUAGGGUUAUUACCGCAUAAAAUAAACGUGUACGUCACACCAAUUGAUGCACUUUAUGGACGGAAAGUGCUGAAACGUAGCUUCGUAAUGACUUCGCUAAAAUACAAAGAAGGGGAAUUCGAAACAUGUGAUUGGUUUUUAAGCACACAAACACAAAGAUCUGUCUCUGGACUUCAAUCAGAUUUGUUAGUCGCAAAUAAUGGAUUCUUAGUUGAUAACCGUACACAACGGUUUGUAGAGCGUUACUUCAAUGCAUUCUAUUUAGUUGAUGUUGGUGGAGAGUUAGAAAACGAUAUCUGUGUACUAAGACAUAGCAAUACUUUGUGUGUCGUUGGUCUUGCUUGUGGACACCAUAUUUUCAAAAGAUGUGUCGUGGACUCAUCUGGUGUCUGUUCUUCGCUAACACACGAAAUUUUAGGAGUAGAUUAUCAGGUUUCUAAUGGCUUAAAUCGUUUGAAAAACAAAGUCAAGGGCCGUCGUAAACAUGGCGGUCAUGUUUUGUAUAAAUCUACAGAUAUUCUGGCUUAUGCUAUUUGUGAUCGUGGAAUAAAUCAUCCUGUAUCAUGUGGCAUUCCAGGCAAUCUUUUGGAGGUCAAUAAUUCUUUAGACAUUCAGAAAAACGAACCCAAUCCUCCUAGCUCGGAAGGUUUAAACAAUUUAACGUCAAGAGUAAAGUUAACUCCUUUAAUAGGGAAUGGAAGUACUGUUAAUGUCGGUACCUAUCUAUCCAUUAUAUUGCCAAAACCAAGAUCAGGGAAACAUCAAAGUGGGAGUAUAGCUGAUAAGUUAGAUGAAUCCAUUUUAUUGGCUGAUUCUCCCGCUCAAAACUGUACAGCAUUAGUUGAUGAUGUUUCGGAAAAAUUCGAUUAUUUAACUCAAUCAAACUCUGCAGCACAGAUUGCCGAUUUUAUUUCACAGACAUCUCUUCCUAAAGAUCAAAAGGUACUUAACUGGGAUGAAUAUUCAGCCCUUCGACAAUGUACAUAAAUUAUUCUUUGACCUUAUUUUUGUACUCUAUUCUUACUUUUAGGUAAAUAUAAAUAUAUAUUUAUGCAUGA